Messenger RNA from Jatropha curcas, 3595 nucleotides. The record is from RefSeq and is a predicted model, not a curated record. Lineage: Eukaryota; Viridiplantae; Streptophyta; Magnoliopsida; Malpighiales; Euphorbiaceae.
UGCCAAUAAUUUUGUUUUCAGUGCAUCGGACCUUCCUGAUGAAUAAAAAAAAGGCUUGUUGGGUUUGAAAUUGUCAAUAGCCCAAUCCAAACUGUUUACCAUUCUCUAGCCCAUUCCUCAUUCGGCGCGUCCUAACGGAGGAGAAAAUAAAGCACUCGUUCAAAGGCGCGAAUUUUCGAAGUUUCUUCUACAUUUGCAUCCUCAAAUCCUCAUCACUGUACAGUGUGUUGUAUCUUUUUGUAAGAUCUCACAGCUACUGAGAUUAGUCGAUGACACAAAUUUCUUCCAAAUGGGGAAAAUGUUAACUGGACGUGAAAGCUUGAUCCGAUUGGUUGGUAAAAGAAGGCGAUUCCUUCCUAAUCGUCAAUCUUUGCUUUACAUUCCCGUUCAGGAUGAGAAGAGAUUUUCUGAGAAUAAAAUGGAGGAAGAUGAGAAAAGUCUGCUUAAGAUGUCUACUAAAGAUUGGGUAGCUUGCCCUGUUUGUGGGAGUAGAGUGCGUGGUGAAGACUGCGUGAUUAAUUCUCAUUUGGAUGCGUGCCUGUUGAGUGGGAAGAAACGAAAACGAAAAUUGACCCAACGCACCCUUCUCCAGUUGGACUUCUGCUCACAUACGAGCAGUGUUGUACAGAAUACUGUAAUUGACCUGAAGAAUUCUGUUGCUGCUCAAGAAAAUGACAGCAAUCCUUGUCAAUUAUCAUCAAGUACAGAGCCUAUUGUUGUCAAAGCUGGUCUAGCUUGUUCAGUUGGGAAGCCUAUUGAUGAAGAUAGAAUUAGCUGUCAAGUUGAUCCCUCUUCAUUGCUCCUGAAAGAUGAGGUGCCCACAUGUGAUCCAAUCACAACUUUAGAUGACAUAUCAGAAGUGCUUCUUGAAACUUACAUUGUUGGUCGUAGGUUUAGUGUUGAGAAGGACUUAAAUCUCGGGGCAAGGAUAUCUCUUUUGAGAGACCCAGAUAAUCCUAAGGAUCCAAAUGCUAUCAAGGUUCUUUUGGCAGAUUCCACACACCCUAAAGUGCUUGGUUUUCUUCCUCGAGAAUUAGCUGAACAUUUAUCUCCUUUAAUUGAGAAGUAUUCUCUAACAUUCAAGGGACAUGUGACUUCUGUUCCAAAACUUUCACUUGAUGUUGUUCCAAUCCAAAUCGUGUGUUGUGAAGUCAUAUCACAUGGUGAUAGAGACCGUCAUGAAAUUGAGGAUUUCACACAUUUAUGGAAAAAUCUUCUUCAUGUAGUUGAAUCUGCAAAGAAUUAUGCAAGUAGCACAAUAAAAUAUCAGCAUAACUUUUGUUUGUUAUUGCAAGAAGUUUUGAGAAGCAAUACUCACCUUUUCACUGAUGAUGAGAAAAAUUACAUGGAAUCAUUUCUUUCUCUUCCAGAUGACAGUCAGAGGCUUUUUGUUCGGCUUUAUACACGGAAAGGACCAUGGUUCCGGGUGGGCUACGUAUCUCAUAUCCAGAAGUGGACGGAUUCUAAUAGGCAGGCAAAUCAAGGGGACUGUUCUGGGUUCAUAUUGUUUCUAAUUGAAGAUGCAAAAAGAACUGACAAAAGAACGUCAAAUGGAAGAGAUUUUGAUUCUGACUGUUUGUACUGUCAACUACAAAAGAAUCAAAUGGAAGAGAUUUUGAAUUUGCUGACUGUUUCUGAGCUGCGUGAAAUUACAUCCAUAUUUAAGAAGAAUGGCACCCAUGGUACAAGAAAGCAGGAUCUUAUUGCAUCUCUUUUAUCCCCCUAUGAAGAUAGAAUAUGCUUAUUCCUGGAAAAUUUAAUUUUUGAUAGAACUGGACUGUGUAUCAAGAUAUCUUCAAAAGCUGAAUCACUUUUCUGGCGUGCUGAGAGACUUUUCUUCCUGAAUGGAGAACAGAAUCUAUCAUCAUUUCUACUAGUUGAUUUGGGGGUCGUCAAGUAUCCAUCUUACAGCUGCAUUAUCUCUGAACAGAUUUUCUCAACCCGAAGUAACCUGCUAGCUUAUGAAGAGGCAAUUGAAGUGGCACAAAUAAUGGAUGAGUCUCUUGAGCAAAACGACAAUGAAUUGGUCUUAACAUGCAUAAGGAUAGCUGACUCCCGUAUGUCCAACCAUACUGUAAAAGCAACACAGUCCAUGUCCUCUGAAUCAGCAGCUAUAUUUCUUUCAUAUUUUUCAGCAUCAUGGGUAUACUCAAAAGUGGUCUUGCUAGGAAUCUCCUUUCUUGAGUCUGAGCGUAGGUACAAGGAUGCAGUAAAGUUGCUAGAGGAAUUGCUUGCUUGCUUUCCUUGUGAUGGAAGGCGAGGUUAUUGGACACUAAGAUUGUCCAUUGAUCUGGAGCACAUGGGCUGUUGCAAUGAGAGCCUUUCAGUUGCUGAACAUGGUUUAUUGGAUCAAUGGGUACGUGCUGGCUCAAGGAUGGCAUUGCAGAAGCGAGUUCUUCGCCUGGGAAAACCUCCAAGGCGCUGGAGACUUCCUAGCUUCUCAGAUUCUGUUAGGAGGAAGGUUAAGGAGGUUCAUAUUCAGGGGAGACCAUUGAAUUGUGAAAUCGGCAAGAAGAGCAGGUUCUACGGAGAAGAUGGGGAACAGUGUGGAGUCGAGCAGCUUGCUUUGCAAUAUUAUGCUGGUGAAGGAGGUGGAUGGCAUGGUGUUCAUGCUGAGAGUGGCAUUUGGUUGACAAUUUUUGCCCUUCUUAUGUGGGACAUUAUAUUUUCCGAUGUACCGAAUGUCUUCCGGAACAGAUUUCAGACUGCUCCCUUGGAUUUGGAGACUGAUGGCUUCUAUCCAGUGAGAAAGACCCUUAUAGAAUCUCACUUGCAGAAAAUCCAAGGUGGUAUGGCUGAGGAGAUCAUCAUUACAUCGUGGGAAUUGCAUUCAGGAACAGCUUGUAAGGGAGUUAACUGGAACCGACAUUCUCUCUCUGAACUCAGGGCUGCCGUUACCUGCAUUGGGGGCCCUUGUUUGGCCUCACUCUGUCUCCAUCUUGCCCAAGAUUAUCGAAGUUGGUCCAGUGGAAUGCCUGAUUUGUUGCUAUGGCGCUUCAAUGGAGAAUACAAAGGUGAAGCCAAGCUUGUUGAAGUCAAAGGCCCCAAGGAUCGUCUAUCUGAACAGCAGCAUGCAUGGCUAUUGCUAUUAAUGGAUUGUGGAUUCAACACAGAAGUUUGUAAAGUAAGCCCUUUGCCAUAGGUCUCAAGACAUCAUAUUGCUACAUCUGUAUAGAAUUUAAUGCUUCACGGAAAUUUACGCGAGCAAUUGGAUUGAAGAUCAUUCAGAAAUGGUUUUAAUUUGGUGUUUUUACUCCACUUCUGCGAUUAAACUCACCAUUAGAUAGAUGAUUGAUCUCGAGCGUGAAACUCCCUUUUGGGAUAUUCCCUAACAGGGAUUCAAAAAGGAGUUUUCCCUUGACUGCACAUAUGCAGAAAGAGGGUCAUGCUUUGUAUUUUUAUGUAGAUAGGCUUGAUUUCUUCGGACUCCAGUCUGUAGCCAAUAUUGCAAAGAAUCCUAAACAUUCACCUUUCAAUUUUAAAGGAAGGUAAGCAUUAAAAGGAGCCCCAUGAUAGCAAUUUAAAAUGCCAGUCUUCAUGUAAAGGGUUGGAUCAUGAAGUGCCAUUUAGCUCGGACUUGAUUCUUGCAGGUAAA